This is a messenger RNA of Manis javanica (Malayan pangolin), 6151 nucleotides long. It is a transcript of the gene TAF5L, whose product is annotated as TATA-box binding protein associated factor 5 like. Gene Ontology annotation, cellular component: nuclear protein-containing complex; histone acetyltransferase complex. Gene Ontology annotation, molecular function: transcription coactivator activity; RNA polymerase II general transcription initiation factor activity; protein binding. Gene Ontology annotation, biological process: regulation of DNA-templated transcription. The record is from RefSeq and is a predicted model, not a curated record. NCBI's taxonomy places the organism in Eukaryota, Metazoa, Chordata, Mammalia, Pholidota, Manidae.
AAGCGAGUGCGCACGGAGCAGAUUCAGAUGGCCGUGUCCUGCUACCUCAAACGCCGGCAGUACGUGGACUCGGACGGGGCCCUGAAGCAAGGGCUGCGGCUGUCACAGACUGCCGAGGAGAUGGCGGCCAACCUCACAGACCCUGACGAGAACAACACAAGAACAGGGCCAGAUGAUGAACUUGGACUAGAUUAAUAAACGCCCUACUGUCUCUGAAGGAUGGUGAACGUACAAAGCCAGAGUAAUUCCUUCCUUCUAAUACCACAGCGUUUAAUGUGCAUUAAUAAUCUGCCGCCCUGUGUUCAUGAGAUCCUGGGGCCAGUGAUUCUGUGCUGUUGAUAGAAAAUAGGAGCAAGCACUAUUAAAUAGCCUUUCAGAAUUUCACUUUUCUGAGCUGUCUUAGUUCAGAUAUAAUGUUUUAUUAGGGCAGCCACUGCUGUUCCUGGAAAACUACCAGGAAAGGUGAGAAACAUGAAAUAUGAUUAUCAUAAGAUUUUGUCCUAGGUCUUUCUGUUAAUUAAGUAAUCUGAAUAAAUGUGCCUUCAUUCAGCUGCCCUGUACUGAACAUCUGUUGUAGGCCAGAUGCUGAAAAGUUCUGGAAAUAACUAAAAUUUGAUCCCAGCUCCUGAGGAGCUUCACACGGUAGUCAGCAAGUGAGAUGGACAUCAGUCAUGUUAGAGGGUCUGAUGUGAGGGGGGCGCCUCAGGUUCUAUAGGAGCAAUGAAGACGGCCAUCUAACUCAGCCUGGCAGGUCCGGAAGAGCUUCCCAAAGGACUUGUGGGUCCUAGUAUAUGGUCAGAGGUCCGUAAACAGAAGGAAUGAGCUGAGAUUCAAAAGAACCUCUAGAAGCUCCCUGGGCGACACAGCCACCAAGGGGAUCUUUCGAAAAUCCACACUGGGCAGCUCGGACACCCAGCCACCUCCUCUCUCCUCCCACAACCACAAAAUGGUUCAAUCAGAAUCUGGCUGUGCCAACGUCGUGUCUGCAGCCCCUUGCCAGGCCGAGCCUCAGCAAUAUGAAGUACAGUUUGGACGGCUGCGGAAUUUUCUCACUGAUUCCGAUUCCCAGCACAGCCAUGAAGUGAUGCCUCUCCUCUAUCCUCUCUUUGUCUACCUCCACCUCCACCUGGUCCAAAACAGCCCCAAGAGCACAGUGGAAAGUUUCUACAGCCGCUUCCACGGGAUGUUUCUGCAGAACGCUAGCCAGAAGGAUGUCAUCGAGCAGCUACAGACCACUCAGACCGUCCAGGACAUCCUGUCUAACUUCAAGCUCCGCGCAUUCCUAGACAACAAGUAUGUGGUCCGACUCCAGGAAGACAGCUACAACUACCUUGUCCGCUACCUCCAGAGCGAUAACAACACCGCCCUGUGCAAAGUCCUCACCUUGCACAUCCAUCUUGACGUGCAGCCCGCCAAGCGGACAGAUUACCAGCUCUAUGCUGCUGCCGGCUCCUCACGGAGCGAGGGCAAUGGCUUAGAGUCCGCCGACGUGCCCGCCCCCAUGCUGCAGAACGAGGCCGCCCUGGAAGUCCUGCAGGAGAGCAUCAAGCGCGUCAAGGAUGGCCCGCCGUCCCUCACCACCAUCUGCUUCUAUGCCUUCUACAACACAGAGCAGCUGCUGAACACGGCGGAAAUCUCCCCAGACAGCAAGCUGCUCGCUGCUGGGUUUGACAACUCCUGCAUAAAACUGUGGAGUCUGCAAUCCAAGAAGUUAAAAUCAGAGCCCCAUCGAGUAGAUGUGUCCCGCGUGCACUUGGCUUGUGACCUUCUGGAGGAGGAGGACGAUGAGGCUGACGCCGCAGGCACGGAGAUGGAGAUCCUGCGGGGCCACUGCGGGCCUGUGUACAGCACCAGGUUCCUCGCCGGCAGCUCAGGGCUGCUGUCUUGCUCAGAAGACGUGUCCAUCAGGUACUGGGACCUCGGGACUCUCACCAACACUGUGCUGUACCAGGGACACGCCUACCCUGUGUGGGACCUGGACAUCAGCCCCUACAGCCUGUACUUCGCCAGCGGGUCCCAUGACCGCACCGCGAGGCUGUGGUCAUUCGAUCGGACAUACCCGCUGAGAGUAUACGCAGGACACUUGUCUGACGUGGACUGUGUCAAAUUCCACCCUAAUUCAAACUACUUAGCUACAGGCUCGACGGACAAGACCGUCCGGCUGUGGAGUGCUCAGCAGGGGGACUCUGUGCGGCUCUUCACGGGCCACCGAGGCCCUGUGCUUUCUCUUGCCUUUUCUCCCAAUGGUAAGUACUUGGCAUCUGCUGGCGAGGACCAGCGGUUGAAGCUAUGGGACCUGGCCUCUGGGACCCUUUAUAAGGAGCUGAGAGGCCAUACAGACAACAUCACCAGCCUCACCUUCAGUCCGGACAGUAGUCUGAUUGCCUCCGCAUCCAUGGACAACUCCGUGCGGGUCUGGGACAUCAGGAACACGUACUGCAGCACACCUGCUGACGGCUCCUCUGGAGAGCUGGUGGGUGUGUACACCGGGCAGAUGAGCAACGUCCUGAGUGUGCAGUUCAUGGCCUGCAACCUUCUCCUAGUGACUGGAAUCACACAAGAAAAUCAGGAACACUGAUUUUUAUCUUCGGUGCAACAGGCCUGGGCAAUAGUGGAAAGCCUCCGGGUCGCAAGUCUUAGGACAAACUGAGAUCGAAUCACUGACUGGCUGUGAAAGACUCCCACGCCUCCCCCUACCCCUGGCAAGACAUCCUGAGUGCAUGACGCCUCUCCACUCGGCCCCCGAAGUCCAAGGACUGGGGACGAGGAAAGGCAGUGGUAAGUGGAUGUGAGGUCAGCUUUCAAGUUCCUACAGAGACCCUGCCACGCCCUCCUGCGAGCGCCUUCAGCUCGGGCCUCUGCCCCAUCUCCCUGUGGGUAAAACUGAGGUGCUGCUCCUCCGCUCCGAAGAUGCCUGCGGAUGGCCUGGCCAGGAGCAGGGCCCCGCGUUGCGGGCAGGACAGAGUCUUUGGUGUAGGAAUGCGGGGUGGGAACUAGGAAAGGGGGCAGGGGUCAUCCUGGCAGAAAGUCUCUCCUUAUCCAUCAUCACAAAGAACCAGGAUUUUUUAUUAUUGUUAUUAUAAGUAUAAUAAUAAUUAUUAUUAUUAUUGAGAAGAGGAAACCUAGCCCUGGCAGAGGGGCCUCCUCUGCUCUCAUCUUUCAGGUCUUACUCCUGGCACUGGCUGUGAUACUUGGGGUUUUGAGGUUCAGGGAAUUCAGAGAAUUUGGUAGCACGGUGUAUUGGGAGAGAGGGGAAAUUUCUGGGUGACAGAGUGAUCGCUCCAGCCGAUGUGUUCUGGAAGUGGGUGGAGGGUCAGGUUGAGAAGCCUUGGGUUCUUGCAGUGAUGGGGGGGUGAGACAGAUCUUUUCCGUGGCUGCACUUUUAGCAGCUCUCUCCCCCGAAAUGACAGGUUGUGAUAGACAGGAAAAGAAUUUGAAGUGAUAAAGUCAAAAGAUAGAAAUUGUUGGAUUUCCAGAUGAUGAUUUAUUCAGAGGUGUGGCUUUUUCCACGUCUUUUCCUCCUGAGACCACCCACUCCCACCUCCUGCGUUGAAAGAGCAGCUCAGUGAACACUUGGUAAAAUCGUAGGUACACAUGCACGCUCGCACAUAAAACUGAUGCUUUGAGGAUAAAGCAAGUUCUGAUUUGUGGGAAAAGGAUGAAAUAUUUCUGUUUUCUGAAAAGAGUUAUUUUGUAUUUUGUUUUCUAUUAAAAUGCAUUUAGUUUCAAAAAAUAAAGUGUUGGCAUCUCAUUUACACUGAGGACAGGCGGGCUGUAUGGUCUGUCUGCGGUGACGUACAGCUCACCCCUCGUGAGGGUAAGAGCCAAUUAUGUAGGCCACCUGAGUCCCAGUGGAGGUGCAUUUUAAUAUGUUCCUGUGUUCUCUUUGGCUUACUUUGAAUGAUGAUUCCUCUUGGCAUUCACAUGGAUUAUUGAUGACAUUUAAUCCUGUGUAUACACCCAAGAUUGCUAACAGGAGAUAACACAUAUUUUAUCAUCUACAGGUAUUUGCUAAGAUCCUACUUUGGGUUUUCUGAAGAUCCCAUUAUAAAAUAUCUACAUGGCAUCAUAAGAACUGUGUUAUUUAAUUAACUCCAACUAUUUAUUUAUCAAACAAUUUCAGAUAAAGGACUCAUUCAGAGAUUUAAAUGAUGUCAGCAUUUUUUAAAUGUACUUCCAAACAUAAUUUUCUGGCGAGGACACCAAGAACUAUUGGGAUACUAAAUAGGAAGAUUCUAGAAUCCUAUGCCAAAAAAAAAGUUUUUUUACUUGAGCCUAAGAUGCUUAUUAAUAGGAAAUGUUUUUUAUUCAUAAAAAUGUAUAUAUUUGAAGCUUUGAAAGAAGGAUCCUCUGGCAACUUAGUCAGACAGCAUCACCUGCCACAUGUGCUGCAGGUAAAGCCUAGAAUUCAAAUGUGUUCUUAUCUAUAAUAAGUGAACUCUUACAUUAGACUGUGUGGUAUAUUACUAGAAACAUUAAAGUCUCUAAAUUGGGCUGACCUGUUCUCAGAGGUAGAAAUAUCACUGAUUUGGGGAGCUUUUAUGUUUGUUUUUAAUGCAGAAUUUCUUUGAUUAAACACAAAAAUGUGUUAUUAGGUUGGUCAGUCUUCAUAGUACCAAUCAUGUAUAUACUUUGUGAUUUCAGCUCAAGCUCUUAAUGAUCUGUAUAUUUGGCCUUUUUUUUUCCUUUUGUGAACUGACUUUCAACAUGGGGUAAUUCAGCUUUAUGGAGUGCGCCUCACAAUUUCCCCAAAAUCUUAAAAAUACUAUAAAGGGUGUGUGUGUUUUUGCCCACAAGGGUCCAUAAGAACAUGGUCACACGCUUCAGAUGGCUCUCUUGCAUUGAUUUUACUUUAUCUGCAGAGCAAUCCUGGGAGUUGGACAGGCCUGGUGGCUGUACCAUUUUGUAAAUGAAAUACCCAAAGCCCAGGAAAGCUACAUUAUCUAUACCCACCAGGGAAAGCCACAUGUCUUGGAUGUGCAUAUACAGAAUCUAGAUUCAGCAGGCUUGAGUUCUAGCUGGAGGGUAUUAGAAAAAAAAAAUGUUAAACCCUCCAAAAAGGAAAUAUGAAUAUCAAUAAGCUAUUUAACAAGCAUACAUGCAGUGUUCACUAUCUGCCAGAAACCACCCCAAGAUCCUAUUGAAAAUAGUUCAUUUUAUCUCCAUUAACAACCUUAUUUUUAUCCCCGUUUUACAAUAAGGAAUCUUGAGACACUGAUGGAUUAAGUCACUCAGCAAAGGGUCCCACAGCAAGUUGUCAGAGCCAGAAUCCGAAUCCAGGCUGUCUGGUUCCAGAGCCCGUGGUCUGGUCCAUGCUGUUGUCUCCCUUCACUUCCAUAGGACCAGGCAGAGAGUGACCUGUGGUCUAUACAGUGGCCUUUGACCUCAGCACCAGGGAGCACCAACCUCCCACACAGCUGAAAAUCCAUGUGUAUGACUUGACUCCCAAUAGCCUACUGUUGACCAUGAGCCUUACCAAUAACGUAAAGAGUCAGUCAGCGCAUUUGUAUGUUACAUGUGUCAUCUACUGUGUUCUUACAUAAAGCAAACUAGGGGAAAGAAAAUGAUUUUUCAAAGUGUCAAAAAUCUCAAAAAAAAAAAAGUUCCAAUAUAUUUAUUGGAAAAAAUCUGCGUAUAAGUGGACUCACACAGUUCAAACCUGUGUUGUUCAAGGGUCAACUAAAUGUUCCUGCAAACAAAUAAGCCACAGGCAGGGUCAGGAACUGGUGAUCGGGACACACUUAAACAGUAUAUGGCUAAGAAACUUCAGAAUAUUCUGAACCACAGUGAUAAAUCUCUGCAGUAUGUUAAGGUGGGGGAAAAAACAGCUGAAAUCUCUUCAACUGACAGGCUUAAAAAAUCUGACUGUAAUUUUAGUUUAGCAGUGGACUGGCCAAAAGAGAAAAUGAGGUUACAGGAAAGUAAUUGAAUAGAGAUGAAAUGGGAAACAAUUUAAAGUUUUAUAUUUAAGAUACAGCUUUUAAGGCUAUCUAGGAUUAGUACCUUUUCAUUUGCUUUAUUCUCAAGCAAAUUCUUUAAUUCUUUAUUUGCUUUAUUCAUGUAUUUAAAAUGUCUUGGUUGUAUAAAAAAAUCUAUUGAAUAUGUAGGCUUCUAAUUUUGCUAUGGAUUAAAAGAUGAGUCUCUACUUCAA